AUACUUCAAAAAUACGGAUGAAAUGCUAGAUUACCUAGAGAGUUUACAAAGUGAUGACGAAGAUAUUGAUAAAGUGUACCUAGAGCCACCGGAUGAAGGUCAGGUAUCCGAUGAAGAUUCAGGUGAAGAAGACUGCGGCGGCACCAUCGAAAAUUUAAGCAAGAAGCAGUUGCAAGCGCCAUGUGAAUUAGUGUGUAAUACCAACGACGACGACAUAUCUGUAGAUGAUGCACUGAAUAACACGGAUGACGAUAUUGCCGAUUUAAUUGAAGAUAUGUUAUGUGAUGAAUCCAAUGCUUACGCAGUUCAAGUAGAAGGUCAAAAUCCCAACAUUACCAUAAACGAGAUGAAGGUGUUUAUUGGUAUAAUGAUUGUCACUGGGUACACAUCUCGACCGAAAAAAAGAGACUACUGGUGCGAAGAUUCAGAUAUGCUGUGCUCCAUGGUUAGCGAAAGCAUGCGACGUAAUAGGUUCGAGAUAAUUUUUCGUUAUAUGCACUUCAAAGAUAACAGCUUGGAAGAUCGGGAGGACAAAAUUUGGAAAAUCCGUCCAAUUACUGAUGCAGUGAAAAAGCAAUGCCUCACACAUUUUCAUCCUGAACAACAUCUAUCUUACGAUGAGUCUAUGGUGGAGUAUUACGGUCGACACGGUUGUAAGCAGUUUAUUAGGGGGAAACCGUUGCGUUUUGGAUACAAAAUGUGGUGCCUCAAUACGCCCCAAGGAUACCUUGUAAAUUUUGAGAUGUACCAAGGCAUUAAUCCACGUAUACCAGAAGAGUAUCCAAAAGUGUACGGAAAGAACCCUGCGCCAUUGUUUUCCAUGCUUGAUGAUCUAGAUGACGAUAAAAGGCAACUAGCAUAUUGCAUAUAUUUUGAUAACUUGUUCACUUCAGUUUCUGUUCUGCUCGGUUUGAAAGAGCGGGGCUACCAUGGCACUGGAACAAUGCGAGAAAUCAUGAUUCCUAGGCCUUGCCCUUUGCCUGAUAAAAAGGCUCUCAAAAAGAAACAACGUGGACACAUAGAGAGCAUAAAACUGGACGGUGCAGAAAUAUUCAUAACCAAAUGGACUGACAACUCUGUUGUUACUGUAGCUUCAACGAUUUACGGAAAAAAUCCUGUGUCCAAG
Rhagoletis pomonella (apple maggot) is the source of this 1126-nucleotide messenger RNA. Its product is annotated as piggyBac transposable element-derived protein 3-like. Gene Ontology annotation, molecular function: sequence-specific DNA binding. The annotation marks the transcript as partial. Lineage: Eukaryota; Metazoa; Arthropoda; Insecta; Diptera; Tephritidae. The transcript is spliced from 2 exons. The record is from RefSeq and is a predicted model, not a curated record.